GGUGGCUCGUUUGUGCAAUUCUGAAACUGGUCGCCUGUUCUCAGUGUUUAUCUGGUCGUCAUGGCGGAGGGACGUGGAGAGCUACCGCCUCAGCCACCGCUUCAUCUGUCUUUACCCCCGGCCAGCAAGCGACCGUGCUUGCGCCCGGCUCCCCGAGGGCCAGGUCCGGGGCCUGGUCCGGGUUUUCCGAACUCUCGGUUUCGCUGCCCGGAAUCUCUGUUGGACUGUGCCGCUAAGGCUGUAGCGGAGAAAUGGGCCUUUGAGAGGGUGGAGGAGCGCUUCGAGCGGAUCCCAGAGCCUGUACAGCGCCGUAUAGUGUACUGGUCCUUUCCGAGGAACGAAAGGGAAAUAUGUAUGUAUUCGUCGUUUCAGUGCCGCGUAGCCGGCGAAGAGGGUCCGGUGGUGGCCACAGGGGCUCCCGCUGGAUCUGGGGCUGUCCCUGGAGGGGUUACCAGUACAACGGGCGCCUCCGGGACUGCGGGCACCGGAGAUGGACUGCCUUUCCGCAGGGGCAUCCGGCUUUUGGAGACUGGUUGUGUGGAAAAUGUCUUACAAGUCGGGUUCCACCUCAGCGGCACGGUUACAGAACCCGCCUCGCAGUCAGAGCCCGAGGUCACCCACAAAGUGGCGAUCAGCUUUGACCGCUGCAAGAUCACAUCUGUGACCUGUGGUUGCGGCAACCGCGACAUCUUCUACUGCGCCCACGUGGUGGCGCUGUCCCUGUACCGCAUCAGGAAACCGGAGCAGGUGAAGCUGAGGCUGCCCAUCUCAGAGACCCUGUUCCAGAUGAACAGAGACCAGCUGCAGAAGCUGGUGCAGUACCUCAUCACCGCCCACCACACCGAGGUGCUGCCGACGGCCCAGAAACUGGCAGAUGAGAUCCUCUCGUCCAACUCCGAGAUCAACCAGGUUCAUGGGGCCCCGGACCCUACGGCAGGGGCCAGCAUCGAUGACGACAACUGUUGGCACCUGGACGAGGAGCAAGUCAGGGAGCAGGUCAAACAGUUCCUGUCCCAGGGAGGCUACUACGGGUCUGGGAAGCAACUCAACUCCAUGUUCGCCAAGGUGCGGGAGAUGCUUCGGAUGCGUGACUCCAACGGCGCCAGGAUGUUGACCCUGAUCACAGAACAGUUCAUGGCCGACCCUCGCCUCUCUCUCUGGAGGCAACAGGGAACAGGCAUGACGGACAAGUGCCGGCAGCUAUGGGACGAACUAGGUGCCCUGUGGGUGUGCAUCGUGUUGAACCCCCACUGUAAGAGCGAGGAGAAGAGCGGCUGGCUGAAGCAGCUGAAGAAGUGGGGCGACAUGGACAUCUGCCCCCUGGAGGACGGCAACUAUGGCAACUCCCUGGCCCGGCCCAGACGGACGGUGUUCACCCGGGCCAUGGAGGCGUGCGAUCUCCACUGGCAGGACAGUCACCUGCAGAGGAUCAUCAGCAGCGACUACUACAUGUCCCCGGCCUAUCAGAGGGAGGGAGAGAGCCUGCUCUUCAACCCCCAGGGCCUGCCUCUCUGGCUAGAUCACGUCCCGACGGCGUGCGCGCGGGUCGACGCCCUGCGGUCCCACGGUUACCCGCGCGAGGCGCUGCGGCUGGGCGUGGCCAUCAUCAACACCCUCCGGCUCCAGCAGCACCGCCAGCUGGACAUCUACAAGCACCAGAAGAAAGAACUGCUCCAGAGGGGGAUGACCAGUACCACCAACCUGGAGGGCUGGGUGGGACACCCCCUGGACCCCAUAGGAUGCCUGUUCGGGACCCUCACUGAGACGUGCCGGGUGGAGGACGACAGCACCAUGGACACCGGAGACUCUGGAGACCCCAAGCCUCCCGUCUAUCACCACGUGCCCGUCUGGGGUUGCCCGGACGGAGGGGAGUCCUACCUGGCGCUCGCCCUGGAGGUGGCACUGAUGGGCAUGGGGCAGCAGCGGGUGAUGCCCGAGGGGCUGUACGCCCAGGACAAGGUGUGUCGCAACGAGGAGCAGAUUGUGACCAAGCUGCAGGAGAUGGAGCUGGAUGACCUCCUGGUCCAGACACUGAGGAAACAGGCCAUCCUCCUCUUGGAAGGGGGUCCGUUCAGUGGCCUGGGCGAGGUCAUUCACAGGGAGAGCGUUCCCAUGCACACGUUUGCCAAGUAUUUGUUCUCGGCACUGCUGCCCCACGACGCCGACCUGGCCUACAAAUUAGCCCUGAGAGCUAUGAGACUCCCCGUCCUGGAGUCAACGGCUCCGUCGGGAGACAUGGGUCACCCCCACCACGGCAUCAGCAUUGUGCCCAGCCGUUACCCGCGCUGGUUCACUCUGGGCCACCUGGAGUCUCAGCAGUGUGAGCUGGCCUCCACCAUGCUCACCGCGGCCAAAGGAGACAUGUUGAGACUGCGGACCGUGCUGGACGCCAUCCAGAAGAACAUCCACUCCUCGUCCCUCAUCUUCAAACUGGCCCAGGACGCCUUCAAGAUCGCCACGCCGGCGGACAACCCCCCAGACAUCACCCUGCUGAACGUGGCCCUGGAGCUGGGCCUGCAGGUGAUGAGGAUGACUCUGUCGACUCUGAACUGGAGGCGCCGGGAGAUGGUGCGCUGGCUGGUCACCUGUGCCACGGAGGUGGGGCUUCGUGCUCUGGUCUCCAUCCUCCAGAGCUGGUAUACCCUGUUCACCCCCACCGAGGCCACCAGCAUUGUCGCUGCCACCGUCAUGUCCCACAACACCAUCCUGCGCCUCAGCUUGGACUACCCGCAGAGGGAGGAGCUAGCGAGCUGCGCCCGGACACUUGCUCUGCAGUGCGCCAUGAAGGACCCCCAGAACUGCGCCCUCUCUGCCCUGACGCUCUGCGAGAAGGACCACAUUGCCUUCGAGACGGCCUACCAGAUCGUCAUCGACGCCGCUUCCACUGGCAUGACCUACUCGCAGCUGUUCACCAUCGCCCGCUACAUGGAGCACCGAGGCUACCCGCUCCGAGCUUUCAAGCUGGCGUCGCUGGCCAUGACCCACCUUAACCUGGCCUACAACCAGGACACCCACCCGGCCAUCAACGACGUGCUGUGGGCCUGUGCCCUGUCACACUCGCUGGGCAAGAACGAGCUGGCCGCCAUCAUCCCCCUGGUGGUGAAAAGCGUGCACUGCGCCACGGUGCUCUCGGACAUCCUGCGCCGCUGCACCAUGACAGCACCGGGCCUGGCCGGGAUCCCCGGUCGACGGAACUCUGGGAAGCUCAUGUCGACGGACAAGGCUCCACUCCGGCAGCUGCUGGACGCCACGAUUAGCGCCUACAUCAACACCACCCACUCCCGGCUUACACACAUCAGCCCGAGACACUACGGGGAGUUCAUAGAGUUCCUCAGUAAGGCCAGAGAGACUUUCCUACUGGCCCAGGACGGACACAUUCAGUUUGCCCAGUUCAUAGAAAACCUCAAACAGAUCUACAAGGGCAAGAAGAAACUCAUGAUGUUGGUACGGGAACGUUUCGGCUGACCCCCCGCCAAACGCGACGGGGGGUGUCCCCCGCCCAACAGGACAGGGGAUAUAGGGAACUACAUUUAUUACUACUUACUCAUUUAUUUAAGUUUUCAUUCAUUUUGUCUUUUUGUUUUUCCUCGUCACUCUCGCGGGCAAAUUUUAUUUGUCUGUUUUUUGAUCUUGUUUCAUUUUCUCGUGAGCGACCACUGUUUGUUUUUUGUUCCGCGGUGUUGCUGUACCCAGUAAGGACAGCAGAGGGGAAAAUAGCUGAAUAUAAAAAUGGUUGAAGCAUUCUCUGCUAAUGUUGAAUUUAGUAUGUACAAACACAAGAUUGUGACGAUGAUGAAAACAUUGAGGUGGCAUAGUGAAAACCAAAUGAUGUGCAGGGUACUUUGAGCCAGGGACUGCUGUGAGGAGUUCAUUUUGGUUUUUGAAGGAGAGAUAACUUGUCAUUCCCCAAAAAACGGACCUACACGCAAUAGUGUUAACACAUCGUCAUACCUCGAUCGUAUUCCAAGGAUCAGCUUUAAACCUUUCCCAUCGAAGGCCUCGUUUCAAGGCAGUAUGGACGGGGGAUGUGGAAUACUGGACGUUUAUUUCCAGAACCCAAAUCCACCAGAGUCCCUUGGCCAUGACGCAGUCCGUAGACCUGACCAAGCCGCUCGCAUUCUCUUACUCCUUCGUUGGGCAUAGCCUGGGCAAUUUGUCUGGUAUCUUUUAUUAUUUUAGUAAAGGUACCUUUCAAAAAGACGCAGGCGUACUGAGAGCCCUGUUGCUUCGGAUGGGUUUUUGGGUUAGACCACGGAGAAGAGAUUGGCUGGCCUUGUUGCAUAAAGAACCAUAUUGGCACUCUGGGUCUUGGACUGUGAGGUGGACAUCCAUUGUCAGGAGAUGGGCUCGUACCGUUUGUUGAAAUGCCAUUGCUGAAAAACAUGUAUUUUUCAAGGCAAAAUGUGUAUCAGAGUGUACUUUCAGACAACACGCCUUGGUACGCCCAGAUGUUAUACCUUUACAUCCAAGCCUAACUACAACUAUUCCCAUUUAUCAACCUCUCAGCUCCUCUAGGGAAGUGUUUUAAAUAUGGCAGUUAUAGCUUGAAAUUUACCAGUAGUACUAUUGUUAUACAAGCACUUCACACAUUUCACGCAUUACAUUCUGUCUGCUUGAGCAAUUACUGUAUUUAUCAAUCACUAGAAUAAUCUGCGUGUGAAUGAAUAUUAGGAAUACAGACAGCAUAAUUAUAUGUAAUAUACAAAAAACAAAUAUGAAUAUUAGACCGAAGAAAGUUUGAGGACAAAUUUUGAGGCUAUAAAACCGUUCCAUGUGAGCUUCCACAUUCCAUGGUUGCCACUUCUCCGAAGCCCGGCAGGUGUCCCGGGCCACGGGCAUACUCUCCGUACGUCUGCGGCUGGGAUUUGAAGUAAUACGGUAAAGAAAGAGAAAAGAGACGCUAAACUCAGUUCUCAGGGAAUCACUUAAAGAAACAAAAACAAAAAGUAGUAGCAUAAGCAUUUAAGAUAUUGUAAAUAUGAAAGUGUCAAUUCAGAAAAUUGUAAAGUUAUAAUUAUUUAUGAUAACUGUAUGUUUUAGGUUGUUUUUUUGUUUCGUUUUUGUUUUUUGGGAUACUUGAAUUUGUCGUGGGCUGGGAAUGUGAUGACAGUUAAGAGGAAAAGACUUCAAUACAUUUCUCAGGUGCUCCUGUGUACAUUUCUCUGAGUUUUUCGUUUGAUUGUUUUUUUUUUUAUUUGUACGCUUUGUUUCAUUUUUUUUCUUCUUCUUCAAAGUGUUUUCUUAGAGGAAGCACGUUUUUUUGAGAUUCAAAAAGAAGGCAUACCUUUGUGAACAGAAUGCAACCCGACUAUGCAGAAACACCCUGGUGGUUUGGACCUCUUCUCCGGAGUCACCCAGACAGAUGUCUGAGCGGAGCGAGCCACUAUCCUAGAAAGGACCGAUAAGACACGGCAUGUUUGUAUUUGUAAGUAGCCUGCACAUGCUGCAAAUUGGGAUGGACUUUGCCUUUGACCAAUCAAUGUACAAUUCUUUUCUUUGGACUUAAGCCUUUAGUGUCUUCUUAACAUACUUGUGUCACACCCUGACAUGGCAAUGAGAGUUUAGGUAGAACGGUCCAUAAAAUAUGAAAAAUUAAAACAACUGCACGCCCCCACGUUAAAGAAGCAACAGGCAGAGAAAAUGAAUGAGGGUGUACGUUUCCCUCCCAAUCGCCCUCCCAUUUGUUUCUUUAUGGUUUUCAGCCUGUCUGCUUGACCUGAACAACCAUGGCUACGUUCUGAACCGUUCUCUAGAACCUCCUGCUCUCUCCUCCCGCCACUGGUCUUUAUUCUUUCUGUUUUUAAAAGAUUGUGUUCACUUUCUCCGAAACGUUAGUCACAGGAUUCAAUUUGACUCUGCAGCAGUACCAGUGGCACAGGCUAGACAACACAACAUCUGCUUUCUCAACUGCAGCCUCCUCGGUUUUGUCACACUAAUAUGAACAACUACUUGAAUGUGAGAUUUGAGUUCUGUUAAGAAGAAGACAAGACAAGCUUUUUUAUGUGAGGGAGACGCUUGCGUUACAGACUGCUGCAGAAUAAGGUAAAACCGCCUGUGAUAUACACACGUAAAAAACAAGCGUUUUCUGUCGCUGACAUAGUUGGUCGUACAUGCGGCAUUGCAAAAAAAGUGGGGGGGGGGCACCUCUGGCUCUUCAGUUCUCUCUCUCACGCUCUAAGUGUCUAUAUGUGUUAACUGUACCAGUGUUUUGACCUGUCCCUAGAAUUUAGAAGGAAAGAAUAAUAAUCGCUGGUAGAGAUUGUUCACUAGUUCAUCUACUGUUUUGAUAUUCUUUUUUAAGGGAAGUGUUUGUUGCCUCUUUGUGCUACUGAAAUAUAAAAAAGGUAUCCAGUAUUUGUUGCCACAGAAGUAUAGUUCAUCAACACUUUUUGUUUGUGCAACCUCUUGAGCUAAUGUCUAUAAAACAAAAAUUUAUUACUAUUUAUGUAACGCUACUACCAUUUUAUAUAAUUUGUGUUGGAAUCUCAGUGCUUUUCUAUGAAUAAAGUGUGAAACACGUA
Messenger RNA from Esox lucius (northern pike), 6521 nucleotides. It is a transcript of the gene zswim5, whose product is annotated as zinc finger, SWIM-type containing 5. The transcript is spliced from 13 exons. Gene Ontology annotation, cellular component: Cul2-RING ubiquitin ligase complex. The coding region runs from base 61 to 3465 and encodes 1134 amino acids. The record is from RefSeq and is a predicted model, not a curated record. Lineage: Eukaryota; Metazoa; Chordata; Actinopteri; Esociformes; Esocidae.